Anopheles funestus (African malaria mosquito) is the source of this 4976-nucleotide messenger RNA. It is a transcript of the gene HnRNP-K, whose product is annotated as heterogeneous nuclear ribonucleoprotein K. The record is from RefSeq and is a predicted model, not a curated record. The transcript is spliced from 10 exons. Bases 1465 to 2808 code for a protein of 447 amino acids. Gene Ontology annotation, cellular component: nucleus; cytoplasm. Gene Ontology annotation, biological process: regulation of gene expression. Lineage: Eukaryota; Metazoa; Arthropoda; Insecta; Diptera; Culicidae. Gene Ontology annotation, molecular function: mRNA binding.
CGUAAAGUGCUGCGUAAGCGGCUGCUGCGACGACCUACACCUGUACCGUUUGGAAUUUGUGAUCCCGUAGAGGGUGAAAAGUAAACGAAGGCGACCCACCACGCUUUUCUGACGCUCCUUCUCGUCGCCUCCGCACAGGGGAAUAGCAGUAGUAACACCACGUUGAUCACCAACUAGAUCGACGUGGGCAGCAGUUUUACAAUCUUGUUUGGUUGUUUUGUUUAUUUGUCGCCCGGAGUGGCGAACCUGCGGAACAAGUAAACUGCGACCGCGUACGACGAGCGUUUUUUUUUCAGUCUGUCUCAGUGGGUCAAGUAGUGCGAAUGAUCAUUCUCGAUCGUGUUCUUCAAAACGGCGAAAGUGCGGAAGUUUGAUUUUGGAAGCGUCACUAUUUGAAUUUUUGCGGUCGAUUAACGCGACGGAAUCGAAUUCCAGUUCGUAAAGUGAAAUUUUUUAACAAAAUCGUUGUAAGUGUAUCUGCACUUUGGUUGGGAAAUAAUAUUUUAAAGAGAAAAAAACGUUGUUUAGGUAAAAAUUUCAAACAUUAACCCACUCCCGGUGCGGUGGUGGUGGCGGAGCAUGUGUGCUGCUGUUUGCUUUGUGUCCUAUUUAUUGCUGAUGUCGUGAGCAUUGGUAUUGAAAAAUAAUAUUUCCCACUGCCAUCAAGGGGCAAGCGCCCCUCACCCGCCUAUAUUAGCUGUCGAUGGUAGAAGUGGAGGAACAAAAAAAAAAAGAAAAAAGUAAAAUAAAUUACCAGUUUCGAAGUUGUCUGUGACGGGUAUGUGGCUGGGUACUAUGUGGUAAUAGUUUCGUGGCAUGUGUAAUGAUUAAGUUCCGUCCGAGCGGGGCCUAACCUGUGCUAGGUAUAUCCUUAAACUCUUCUGCCCCAUCAACGGUGUCCUGUGUACAGGGGCCAGAGGGACAAACACACACAAGAAGGGGUGAGGGGGAGAAACGAAAAUAGAUAGAUAGUUACGUGUACCAAUGAUGUGGCCAGGAGCGGUGAUGUCUAGCUAGUAAAUAUGUCCUUUCAAUUGAUAGUUCUCUAGUAAAUGGUGUACGAACUUCCCCUCCGUUCAACACAGAAACACAGCACCAAGGGUGGCUUGAGGGUUCUUGAUGGUCGCCGCUUGCAGCAAUAUCUUCCGUGGGUCCAGAAAAUUUUAUCAAUAAAUAUGAGUCCAGUUCUACAACCAUGGUCAGUCCUACAUUUCCGGUGCAUCUAAAUGGUUCUUCAGUUCUCUGAUCUCUUUUUAGAACCGAAAGGGUUUCUGUGUUAGAUUACUGUUGGUAUCUCAGUGAAAAUAAUAACCACUGUUGUAUAGUGUAGUGUGUACUCCAUGAGUGUAGUUACUGUGGUGAAGAUAUAUCGUUUCUUUUUGUAAGGAUUAGGAUCUCUUUACACUAAGCAGAUCGUACGAUCGUUUUUGGAUCUACAAUAGUCACACAUACACAGCGUUAUGAAUGAGCUGUAACAUGAAGCGUGGUAACGAAGAUGCCAGCGAUGGUACGAAUGAAGAACAGUUGUCCGCCGAACAGGAUGGUUCGAACGAUGAGCAGAAUGCAAAAAAUAAUGCUCAGGCAGAAGAUUCAUCCGAUUCCAGCACAAAGUCCUCAGUGAAGCGAAUGCGGUCCGAAGAUCAGGAGGUACGGCUGUUGAUUCCGAGCAAGAUGGCUGGAGCAAUCAUUGGAAAAGGCGGCCAUAAUAUCCAAAAGUUACGGACAGAGUAUCAAGCCCAAGUGAAUGUAGGCGACUGUACUGGCCCCGAACGUGUUCUUACUAUUGGUGGCGAUAUGGAGACGGUGACGAAAGUUGUGAAAGACGUGAUGAAGCAUCUUGAUCGGGCCGGAGAUAAUGAGUACGAGCUGAGAAUACUGAUCCAUCUAAGCCUGGCCGGAUGUGUCAUCGGUCGCGGUGGAAGCAAAAUAAAGGAGAUAAAAGAUGAAAUUGGAUGUCGGCUGAAGAUCUUCUCGAACAUACCACCGCAAAGUACAGACCGCAUUGCUCAAGUGAUAGGCAGCGAGGAACAAUGUCUGAAGACGUUGAACGAAAUCAUCAAGCUAAUCAAAGGCACACCGAUCAAGGGUCCGGUACAUAACUACGAUCCGCACAACUACGAUGACAUGUAUGCCGACGAGUACGGUGGCUACGGUAUCGGUGGUGGCGGUGGUGGUAGCGGAGCAUUCCGUAAUGGUGGCCGCAAUGCUGGCGGUGCUGCACCCGGUAGCGGAUACGAUCGGCGCGGAGGCGAUCGGUACGAUGAUCGAGGCCGCACCAACCGUGGAUACGAUCGGGGUAAUGAUCGCGCAAACCGUGGUGCCGGUGCAGGCGUUGGUGGAGGUGGCGGCGGUGGAAUGAGGGAUCGAGACUACAUCAAUCCGUGGGCAAAUCCCAUCAAUGGAAAUAAUAUGGGCGGCAGCUUCGGAGGUGGCAACAGUCUUGCCCUCGGUAAUCUCGGUAGCCUGAAUCUGGGCGGUGCCGGUGGCAAUUUGGGCAACGGCAGCCUCGGUAACUUUGGCGGUGGCAACAACGGUGCUAUGGAUAACAAAACCUCAACGCAGGUUACAAUUCCCAAAGAUCUGGCUGGUGCCAUCAUUGGCAAGGGAGGUGGCCGAAUACGUCGCAUCCGAAAUGAAUCGAACGCUUUUAUCCAGAUAGACGAAGCCUUACCCGGUUCGAAUGAUCGAAUCAUUACGAUUACGGGAACACCGAAGGAAAUUCAAGCUGCGCAGUACAUGCUACAGCAAAGCGUUCGUGAAAACCUGAGUGGUGGUGCUGGAUCGGGCGGUGGUUUCAAUCGCAACUAAGUGCACCCCCCUGAUGCGUGAUGUUUUUCCUCGGAAGUGUGUACGCUCCAACGCACCAUAAUAAGUGGAAUAAAUAGAGUAUGUGGGCAGUGUGUAGAAAAUACUUGGAACUUUUAGAACUGCGUAGGGCAUGGUAGGGUAAACGUAAAAAAAAACAGCCUAGUCUCCUCCUCCACCUAGCGCGUAUCGUUUCUCUAUAAGCCGUAAUAAUAGUAACACCUCAGGGUGUUAGUAAGAAUGUGAACUUGUAUCUUUUUACCACUUGACUACGUACAUUUUAUCUCAAUAGCCACGUGUUCACACGUGAAUCGCCCAGUAACGAGAACAGCAUUUUACAACGAUUUAUUUGUUAUCCCGAGAUGAUGUAGCAUCAUGUGCGCGUGUUUUCAUCGGUGUUUGCGAUGCGGCAUUUUUCUCGCCUGGAGGUCCACUGCUAGGAAGCGUAUAACUUUACUGUUUUAUCUAAUCACGAAGAAGCGUAAGGGUUCGGUCUCUAUGGUUCAGUUAUGCGUCAGUUUCAAUUAUUAUUUCUUCUAGAGAUAUUUGUUUGCUUUACCUUCACCCGAUGUGUGUGCUACAGCAAGAAAGUAUGUGGUACCGUAGGUUGUGAAACGAGAAGAAAAUAUAUAUGAUUUUGCCUAGUGCAUCACUAGAGAGAGUGAGAGAGAGAGAGAAAAAAAAGAAAAGCGAAUGUGGGGAACCUUUCGUUUUGUUCCGAGCCAAUAAUAAUACGGGCAUUUUCUUUACGUUUAGUAGUUCAGAUCGGCAGUUAAUGACCGGCAGGGUAUUUAGUUUAUAGUUUAACGUUCAUUUUACAGUUUCAGUUCUGUUUUGUCAAUACAAGGAGCAAAGGAACAGCGCGGCUGGUUUCUAGAUUUCUACAAAACCGAGUCCUCCACGCGUAAUGAUGCAAAAACAGAAAAACAGAAAAAAACAGAGAGAAGGAGAGAAGUGCUGGAAUACGGAAGAGGAAACAUUUUUUCCCAAAAAAAAAACAGUGUAAUGUUAAGUGUCUUUCUUCUAACCAGCAUAAAUUCCAGUAAUCUCAUGAAUUAAAUAGAAUCGAAAUAAAAAAAAAACAAAAGUCCAUAGCUUAUAAGGGCUAGGCGCGCUCGGUCAAGUUAAUACUAUUCCUCUCCCUAUCAUACAUCCUGCUACAACAAUUUAUACGGCCCAGUGUUAGGAUGCAUCCUGCAAUUAUAUUCUACCGAUUUCCUGGUUUGACUCCCAACACGUGCACAUGUCUUUAUGUGCGUAUGUGUGUGUGCGCCCCCACGAUAGAGCGUAGUAAAUAGGGCGAGGACGGACGGUAUGAUCACUCAAUCCUCAACGCAUUUUGUCAGAUUGUACUACUUCCAUUUAAUGAUAAGAGGUGUGAUGAUGAACCAACCAUUUAAUCAACCAUCCAACCAGCCAUCCAAUGAACCAAAACAAUGACACACACACACGCACACUCAUAAACAUAAACACAAGUAAAAAUUUAACUAUUCCAAGCCUACGGUUCUCCAAGCUGGGAAUGGGUAGUAGUCGAUCUUUUAAUAACUUGUACGAUUUCAUCUCUUUACACAACCCCCCCGACAUGAGUGUGAGUGUAUGUUGUCGCCUGUUAGUGUGGGAAACGGGGGGGAAAUAGAAAAGGGAAGUCGCGCCAUUAAUAGUACAUUAAAUGUAAUUGAAAAGCAACAAACAAAAGUAAAACACACACACAUAUACACAAUUCUCUCACAAGCAUACCAAAUGUAUUGAAAGUGCUCUAACUCUAUGCGCUGUUAUUAGCGAUAGAAAAAAAACAAGUAAAGCAGAAGAAUAUAUUAGAUGGUAACAAAAAAACAAACAAAACACUUAAAAGUUGUCUUUUAGAAAGGUAAAAAAAGAUGCGUGCGUAUGUAGGAGAAGAUAUAAACUUCUGAAAGAAGGAAGUAACAUCUAAUUGUAACACUUCGAACGCAAACAUGUUCAGUAAUACAAGAAAUGCUGAGAGUACAUUAAAGUAGUACGCCCCAGAACGUACAGAAAGUCAGUAGAAAGUAGACACAGAAAGGCGCGGUGUUGAAAUUGAAACCAGACAGACAGAAGACUAAUUGAAACGGUUAAACACAGACUAGAGAAGAACGCAAAAAACGAAAUUGUAGUAUUAAAAGAAAUAUAUAUGGAUAGUGGAGACCUUA